Molecule: messenger RNA, 5137 nt
Organism: Poecilia reticulata (guppy)
Lineage: Eukaryota; Metazoa; Chordata; Actinopteri; Cyprinodontiformes; Poeciliidae
Source: RefSeq, a predicted model, not a curated record
UUUCUCGUUACGCUCGGAGGGUGAAGCGGCACGCGGCAUCUGCGGUCACCUGUGUGAUGUAAUCAAUGCGGAGGUUAGAAACGUGUCACAGGUGACACGCUGGCUGACAGCAGCGGUGAUCCACACCACGCACAACACGCAACAAGCAGGCGCCACACACAAUAGACACGAGAACAAAAGCCGCGCGCAGCGCUUUAACUGAUUCAUGUUAAUGCGCGAGGACUAGUUUUUUGGCGGAGGGUUACACGGGGACGUUGAAGGCAGUGCUGGUGAGAGCGAGGCGUUAGUGUGUUUUUGUGUUUUCUGAAGCCUCGCAGGAGGAAGAGGAGCGGAGCGAGGCAGACUCUCACUGCGGAGAAAGAGAGAGACCGAGAGAGAGAGGAGUGAAUGGGCACGACUCCGCCAGCUCCUCAGCGGCGCUGCGCCCUUCACGUUAUCCACAGCGAUCGAUCCACCAACUGAGACGUUUCGACCCCCGCGCGGGUCCGUGAGGCUGGCCCGGCCCAGGAGCUCGGCGGAGCGGCGGAACCAGCGUGAUGGGACACGAGUGAGGGAGCAGCCCGGAGCACAGAGCAGCUGCAGCAGCCCCGCGGAGGAACAAACAAGGAAGCGCUGAGCUGAAGCUAACGGCUAAUAGCUGCAGCUAACGGCUAACUGUUGGCUAAUAUCGAUUCUAAUGAGCCAGCGAGGAGCAUGCGAGCUAGCAGGAAGAGCUGACUUGUUGGGGGAUGUCGGGCAGUAAGGCGCUGGGCGGGGGGGCGGGCAGCGGGGCGCGGCGCAGGCGGACCCGGUGCCGGCGCUGCCAGGCCUGCAUGAGGACCGAGUGUGGAGAGUGUCACUUCUGUAAGGACAUGAAGAAGUUCGGAGGACCGGGGAGGAUGAAGCAGUCCUGUCUGCAGAGACAGUGCACAGCGCCCGUGUUGCCUCACACAGCGGUGUGUUUUGCGUGCGGCGAGGCGGGGAAGGAAGACACAGUGGACUCUGAGGAGGAGAAGUUCAGCCUCUGCCUGAUGGAGUGCACCAUCUGCAACGAGAUCAUCCACCCCAGCUGCCUCAAGAUGGGAAAGGCGGACGGGAUCAUCAACGACGAGAUCCCAAACUGCUGGGAGUGUCCCAAGUGCCACAAGGAGGGGAAGACCAGCAAGGACCAGGCGGACGGGUCGGGGAAGCGGCGGCUGGACAACGGGGAGGCGGGGCGCUGGAAGCUGACGGAUGACCCGCCCCCCAAGAAGAAAGCUCCGCCCCCAUUGGAGGAGGCGGCCCGGCCGGAGGGCGGGCACAAGAGGAAGAAGGAGAAGGAGCAGCCAAUGGACAGCGGGCCCAAGAAGAAGAUUAAAGGCGCGCAUGAGAAACGUCUCAAAAAGAAACCCAAACAGGAAGUGGGCGAGUCGAACGGACCCGGUUCUUCCUCUGUGGCGGCGGCAGGAGGCCAGCAGAGCUCGUCCUCCUCCCAGCCAGCAGGGGGCAGCGCGGCGGCGGCCGGAGCGACGUCCAGCGCUGAGCAGCGUUCGCAUCACCGCGAGAAGCUGGAGCGUUUCCGCAGGAUGUGCCUGCUGGAGCGCCGGCCCUCCUCCUCCUCCUCCUCGUCUUCCAGCUCCGAGUCCGACUCGGAGUCCGACUCGGACGGGGGCGGGGCCGACAUGCCGUCACGGGGACGCAAACCCGGUCUGAUGGACCCAGAGGAGGACGACGUUCCGGAGCGGAGCAGGAAGAACUCCGCCUCCCUGCCCCCCCCCUCGCCGCUCUCGUCCAAUCAGAUCCCUCCGUCCUCACUGCACGACGGCUUCGCGGCGAAGCAGCGCAGCAACGGACAGGAAGCGCGCAACGGGCGGACCCGGGGCGGGGCGGGGGGCGGGGAGAAGGAGAACGCCAGCGGCGUUCUGACCAAUCACAGACAUGGCGGCGGAGGGGGCGGAGCCAAAGGCAGCCGCGGCAACAAGAUCCGCAACAACAGCAAGACGCCGAGCCAGAGGAGCGGCGUGUCGUCCUCCAUUCCCACCUCCAACGGGGGGGGCGUGGCCAGCAGCGGCCUGCUGAUGUCGGCCAUGGCGGCGUCGCCGUGCUCGCAGCCGUCCCGCCUGGCGCCGCGCUCCCAGGUGAUGAAGCGCAGCCCCCCCGCCGUGCCCUCGCCCCCCCGGCCCGUCCAGAUGGAGCGGCACCUGGUGCGGCCGCCCCCCGCCUGCCCGGAGCCAAGCUGCCUGCUGCUGGACUGCGGCUCCGCCCACAUCAUGACGCGGGACGUCUGGCUGCGAGUCUUCACCUACCUGAGCCAGCGGGAGCUCUGCGUCUGCAUGAGGGUGUGUCGCACCUGGAGCCGCUGGUGCUGCGACAAGAGGCUGUGGACGCAGAUCGACCUGAGCCGCCAGCGCUCCAUCACCCCCCCGAUGCUGAGCGGCAUCAUCCGGCGGCAGCCCGUCUCCCUCAACCUGGGCUGCACCAACAUCUCCAAGAAGCAGCUGAUGUGGCUCAUCAACCGCCUCCCAGGUCUCCUGGAGCUGAACGUCUCCGGCUGCGCCUGGCCGGCCGUCUCGGCCCUCUGUCAGGCCGUCUGUCCGUGUCUGAAGCUUUUGGACCUCAGCAGAGUGGAAGACCUUAAAGACUCUCACCUGAGGGAGCUGCUGGCCCCCCCACCCGAGUCCCGGACAGCUCCCAGCGAGAGCCGGGCGGGGCGGUUCCAGAACGUGACAGAGCUGCGAUUGGCCGGUUUGGACCUGACGGACGCGUUGUCCCGCCUCCUGGUGCGCCACACCCCCCAGCUGACCCGGCUGGACCUGAGCCACUGCCUGAACGUCGGCGACCAGACGGUCCGCAACCUCACUGUGUCGCCGCUGAGGGAGAGCCUCACUCACCUCAACCUGGCAGGCUGUGUGAAGCUAACUGAACAGUGCGUCCAGCUGCUCCAGUGCUGCUCCGCCCUGCAGACGGUCGACCUGCGCUCCUGCUCCCUCCUCUCCACCGAGUCGGGACAGCUGCUCUCCUUCCCCUUCCUGUCCUCCUCUUCCUCCUCCUCUUCCUCCACCUCCUCCUCCGCCGCCGCCUCCUCUUCCUCGGCCGGCGCCGCCACCGUCGCUGCUAACUCGUCCUCCUCGGCUCUUCCUGACGACAGAACGCUGCUGAAGAACAGCUAAGUCAUGUGACCGCUUUAAGCCCCGCCUCCGCCCGUGUUACACUACAAGCAGGUGAGGAAGAGGAGGAGCAGCUCUUCCUCAGAGGAGACUUGGUGAAACUUGGCAACCCUGAGCAUGUACAUAUUCGUUCCUCUGUACAUUUAUGGGUGUGUGUAUAUACCUGUAGUUUACUGUAAAUGACCUUUGACCUCCCUGAACACUCCCUCCUUUCGACCAAUCACGGCCCCCCUCGUCAGCUGCUGAUUCAGCCACACACACACACACACACACACACACACACCCAGAGCUGCUUCCUGAAACGUUCCAGCUCAACGUUCCUCCACAUUCCCAUCAGAAUCUCUGUGGGUCCGUUCGGACCGGUUCGGACCCGGGCACAGGCCUCCAGUCUGUCCCGGCACCGGGUGUUUGGGCUGACCCUCUACCCUGCCCCUGUGUGUGUGUGUGUGUGUGUGUGUGUGUGUGUGUGUGUGUGUGUGUGUGUGUGUGUUUAAACUGAGCCUCGUCAGCCCCUCCUCCUUGGUUCUGGUCCGAUCGAAUCUUGAUCUCGUGUUAUUUCUCAGGAGUAUUUUUUGUUGACUUUUAAUUUAUUCGGUGCCACAGCAGCACUUCCCGCCGCGGUCUGAGCCGAGCCGGUUCUGGUCUGGUUCAGGGUUCUGCUGCAGCUCGGUCCGGUUGGAAGAAAGGGGACGGAGAAACUUCACAGAGUGACUCAUCUGGGUUUUUAGAGGAUCUUCAUAUCGCUGCUCGUGUGCGCGGCUUUGAGUCUCUGAUCUCUGCGGAGAGGAGGUCCGGUCCGGUCCGGUCCGGUCCGGUCCCAGUCCUGGAUUUAUUCUGGAAAAUGUUGUUCAUCUCCAUCAGAUCAUAUCGGAGCCUUCAUGUCUUUACUUUCUGUUUCCAUUCAUUUUCAGUAUCAAAACAAAUAAAACUAUCAGGAGGAGGGCACCCGAAAACUGGUUCCGACCCGAAAACUGGUUCCGACCCGAAAACUGGUUCUGACCUGAAAACUGGUUCCGACCCGAAAACUGGUUCUGACCUGAAAACUGGUUCUGACCCGAAAACUGGUUCUGAUCCAAAAUGACCAAUUCAUCAGAAUUCCAAAGAUGAUUCCAGCUCUGAACAGAUUCCUGACCUAAAACCAGAUUCUGAAACUCUGAACUAAUUCCUGGCUCUGACCCGGUUCCUGGCUCUGACCCGGUUCCUGGCUCUGACCCGGUUCCUGACUCUGACCCGGUUCCGAAGUCGUUUUCUGCCCGGAUGCAUAAAGGAAUAAUAAUAAUUGAGACAUUUUCUGAUCGUUUCUCAACUGAAGAUGAGUGAAAAGCUGCCAAACCCAGGAAGGCUUCAGGACGGGUCAGAUCAGAACCAGCUCAGAAACUGGAUCAGAACCAGCUCAGAAACUGGAUCAGAGGACGGAGAACUCAACUUUAUUUCUGAGAAAAAAAUGGUGAGCGGUUUAUCACUGAUGGCGCCUGGUUCUGGUUCUGCUGCUCCUCUCUGUGUAUUAAUUCGGAACCGACCCGGCUUGGCCCGGUUCAGUUCUGCAGAGUGUUUGCUGGGGGGCUGAAUGUUGUGGCGCCUCCGGCCUCGUUGUGCCAUAAACGGCAGCAGAUCACAGUUUUAUAUGUUUUAAGUUGUUUUUUACAGUGUGGGAGGGGGGGGGGUCACUUUGCGGGCUUCACCUAGCAACAGGUGAGCAGAUCGAAGCUGAUUGGUUGAACAUAUCAGUUUUGGAUCUUGGUAUAUUCUCGAUGCACUGGAUCAACUCGAUGUUCCCUGCUCCUCUUUUUUUGCCAAAUGUAGUUUUUGUUGUGGAAAAAGGGGCAUUUCCUGUUUCAUUCUGUGUUCGGUUUGUUUUCUAUUUUGUCCGCGAAUCUUCCAACGUGUUGAUGGGAAACGAGGAAGAAGGUGGAACAAACGGUGAAAACAGACAAAAAAAGACCAACUCAAGGCAGCUACGUAUGAAUGACUACUGUACAAUGAUGAAUAAAGAAGCAAUGGGUUCGUUUUUA